AUGUCAACGCUUCAGGCACCCGCCUACUUUGUCAGCCAUGGCGGCCCGCCCACCAUGUUCGAGCACAAGCAUCUUGCCUACCAGCACUGGCUUGAGUGGGGCAAGGAGGUGCGGGCUCUGCAUCAGCAAGGUGUCAUCCGCGGGCUCAUCUUCGUCAGCGCGCACUGGCAACCUGAAGACCUCACACAAGGCGUCUACGUAAACGUCGACGAAAACAAUCCGCUCGUAUACGACUUCUACAACUUUCCCGACCACUUUUACAAGCAACGAGUCGAGUCCUCGAAUCCUGCCAACAUCUCGGCGCUCGUCCUCGACCACCUUCGCAGCUCAGGAGUGCCCGCUCAUCCAAUCAAGCGCGGCAUUGACCAUGGUGUGUGGUGUCCCCUCAAGGUGGCUUUCCAGAAACCUUACCUGGAGGAACUAACACCGGAGCAGCGUAAAACCCAAUCAGCUUCCGUCGACACUCCUUCGACGCUUCCGGCCACCUUGUCGCUCACACAAGUCUCGCUCCCCGCCUCCGAAUCCUCGAUCGCCUCUCUCAAGCUCGGCGCAUCGCUUCGCGAGCUUCGUCAACGGGGUUUUGCCAUCGUUGGCGGCGGUAUGUCGGUGCACAAUCUUCGCGACAUGAUGAGAAUGUUUACGCUUGGGGGUGGCCGCGGUUUCGGCAAGCUUCACUCCACUCAGUACUCGCAGACGUUUCUUUCGGCUUUGGACGAGGCCAUGACCGCUAGUCCCGCAUCUCAUGACGAAAAAAAAUGGACCAAGGCGUUGGAGCUCGAUCAGAGGAAUGACUUUCUACCAUCUCAUCCCACGCCCGAACACUUUUUGCGUAGGUACUUCCGCUUCGCCUCAAUUUGA
This is a messenger RNA of Pseudozyma hubeiensis SY62, 858 nucleotides long. RefSeq names its product aromatic ring-opening dioxygenase LigB subunit. NCBI's taxonomy places the organism in Eukaryota, Fungi, Basidiomycota, Ustilaginomycetes, Ustilaginales, Ustilaginaceae. The record is from RefSeq and is a predicted model, not a curated record. The transcript has a single exon. Gene Ontology annotation, molecular function: oxidoreductase activity, acting on single donors with incorporation of molecular oxygen; ferrous iron binding; zinc ion binding. The coding region runs from base 1 to 858 and encodes 285 amino acids.